Messenger RNA from Aegilops tauschii subsp. strangulata, 1632 nucleotides. RefSeq lists its product as uncharacterized. Lineage: Eukaryota; Viridiplantae; Streptophyta; Magnoliopsida; Poales; Poaceae. The record is from RefSeq and is a predicted model, not a curated record.
ACAGCCCAAACAAAAGCAGAAGAAUCAAAACGACCGAGCACCUCCGAGAGAGGAAAAAAAAUAUCCAUGGCGUCCGACGACCUCUUCGAAGGCUUGCCUCCGCCAGCGGCGCCCGCCGGCGAGGACCGCGCGGCCUCCCCCGCACCUCCGCCUCCCCCGCCGGCGGCUCCGGCACCGAGGCCCUCCGCGCUGAAGAGCGCCCUCAAGCGGGACAAGCCCUCCCCCUCCUCGGCCGCCACCUCCUCCUCCUCACCCGCCGCCGCCGCCAGCGUCGCUCCCGCCGAUGUCGCCGCCGAAGGCCGCGUUCCUGAGAAGCGCCUUCGCUUCAGAACUACUGUUGAUGCAUCAGAAAUGCAAAUCAUUGAGGCUAUGCAGAAGAUAACUUCACACAUAGGGAAUCCUUCAAAAUUCAGCAAGGCAUCAAAGCUAGCUCUACAGCUUAUUGAGGCUGGAAGUGUCAAGCCAGAGACAAUCGGGCAAUUCUUUGGUCUGUUAGAGGCUGCAAUGUCUUCACCUGGAGCUUGUAAUGAGCCUUCUGUGCACGCAGAUUACCAGGCAUUGUUUAAUGCUGCUGAGGGUGUAACAGAGUGUUUCAACGAACAGCAGAAAAAUCAGUUUGAUGUAUGGAUGCUUCAUGCGGUGGUGGCUAAUGAUCUCUGUACCGACGACAGUUUUGUGUUCUCAAAGGCUGUAGGGAAGAUCAAAGAUGCCAUCUCAGCCCUGCCAGUGGUAACAGUGGACGAUGAUAACGAUGAAGCAACAGCACUCGCGGCACUUGCUGAAAGCCAAUCUGGCACCACAGAGAAUAAGGCAGCUGAUAGCAACGCACACGCUGCAGCGUCCAACUCGGGGGAAGAAUCCUCUGAUCCUUUCGGUCUAGAUGAUCUCCUCGAGCACAAGCCAAAGAAGUCUGAGAAGGCGGCUGAGGCCCUGAACAGACAGGCGGACGAGGAGGAGUCCAGAAGACUUCUGAGGUCACGGCGUGAAGCCCUACUGAAGUGUCUCGAGAUGGCUGCUCGGCGCUACAGGAUACCCUGGACGCAGACGACCAUCGACAUCCUGGGGCGGCACGCGUACGACAGCGUGGGGCGGUUCACGGCCCGGCAGCGGGAGGCAGUGGAGAAGCUGUGGAACUCGAUCAAGGAGCAGCAGAUCCGGCGCAAGCACGGCAAGUCGGCGAGCGGGAAGCUGGACGUGAACGCCUUCGAGCGCCUCCAGGAGAAGUACUCCCACGAGAAGAUCAGCAUCCGGCGCGCCGUCGGCGGCGCUGGCGACCGCCGCGCCACGCAGUGGCUCGGCUAAAGCAAGUCGGCACACCCGGCCGCACCCACCGUAUACUACGUGCCGUCCGAUGGCCAUCGCGAUUGACGUCACGCAGAUAGGAGUGACGGAAAACGACGGUUCCGCCGCUCCCCGGUGCAUGUAGCCUGAAUGAUGGUGUCCUCCGGUUCAGGGGACGGCGUUCACUUCACCUGAGUCGUUGAUUGGACUUGUUUGUAGGUUGUGCGUGUCUGACGAAGAUGAUGCAAACGGCGAGCGUGCGGUUUAUAGUUUUCAUAGUCGCAUUCGUGUGUGUGUGUGUGUGUGCGCCCAUUCCUGUGAUAUCAUCUGAAUCGCAGCACUGUCCACAGA